GGUGAUGAAAAUAAGGGAGUGCCAAGGGAGACAUCCUGUGUUAGUGGGGAGGGAAAUGACUACAAGUUGCCAAAGAGGAGGCCUGGUAGGCCAAAGGGCUCGAAAAACAUAAGGAAAAUACAUGGUGUUAGUGAAAAUAGGAUUGGUGAUGCAAAUUGGUGGCUUCCUGGCAGUCAUUGUGGUGAUAAGAUUCUUAGGCUUGGGGAUUUAGAGAAUGAGAGGAAUUAUCUUGGAAGUAAGGAAGAUAAUGAAACACCUACAGGAUCUCCUGGUGCCAAUGAUGGUAGAAGGGAGAAUGAUCAGCCAACUGGAGGUGAUAAUGAAGGUGGAACUGGAAAUUUCUGGUCAAAGGAUAAACAAGACAUCUCACAUUCAUGUGAUAAGUUGUUAACUGGGGAUAGACGAGAAGGGGAAAGCCAAAAAAAUAGGGAAGUAUUGGGCAAUGAUGAGCAGCAAAGCAGGCAGAAGCAUGAGCAGGGCCAACCAAGAUUUUCAAGGAACCAGCGGACAGUUCUUAUUGGUCAGGCUUUAGAGAAGAUUUUGGUACAGAAGAAUGCAAUUCCUAUCCACCACACUAAGAUAGAACAGAAAGGAGGAGAACAUUUGGGACAAAAUGGGGGUCUUAGGGGCAAUAUGGAAGACAAGACUGCUGCUGAUUUUGGUAAUCAUCAGAAGAGAGGUAGGGGAAGGCCAAAGAAGUCCAUCAAGGAAUCAGAAAAUUCAGGAUUUUCUGAUUUUAGCAGCUGGGAAAAGAAGCAAAGCGGUUUGAUGUGCCACCAGUGUUUGAGGACUGAUCAAAGUGGUGUUGUGAUUUGCUCCAGUUGCCAAAAGAAACGCUAUUGCUACAAGUGCCUUGCCAAAUGGUACCCUGAGAAAACAAGAGAGGAAAUAGAGGUUGCUUGCCCGUUUUGUCGGGGCAAUUGCAAUUGCAGAGUAUGCCUGAAGGAAGAUGUGGUUGUGCUGGCUGGGGACGAAGAGGUUGAUACAAACGUCCAGUUACGAAAGCUGAUUCAUCUCUUACACAAAACGCUGCCUAUCCUUCGGCACAUUCAGCAGGAGCAGAACUCUGAAUUAGCAGUUGAAGAAAACAUACGUGGUGUCCAGAUGAGAGAAGAGGAUAUACUCGUAUCUGUGCUAGAUGAUGAUGAUAGAGUGUAUUGCGACAAUUGCAAAACAUCCAUUGUCAAUUUCCAUAGAAGCUGCACAAAUCCUAAUUGUUCUUAUGAUCUCUGUCUCACUUGCUGUUGGGAGAUAAGAAAAGGACUUAAUCCUGGACGUGAUGAGGCAGAAUCUUCUCACCAACAACGUGCUGAAAGUGCACAUAGUCAAGAUUGGUGUUCAGAUUCUGAUGGUAGCAUUCUUUGUCCUCCAAAAGAAUGGGGAGGUUGCGGCAGUGAGAAGCUCGCAUUGAGACGCAUCUUUCAUGCUUAUUGGGUUGAUGGACUGAUUAAGAGUGCAGAGGAACUUACUAUCAAUUAUCACUCACCAAAGCUGGAUUUUUCUGAAAGAUGCCCUUUGUGCGAUUCUAUCAGUUCUGCAGGAAGUGAAAUAAAGGAUUUUGGUGCAAGACGGGCAGCUUAUAGAGAGAACUGUCAUGAUAACUUUCUAUACUGUCCGGAUGCUACUCAAUUGGAAGGCAAGGAUAUCCAACAUUUUCAAAUGCAUUGGAUGAGAGGGGAACCUGUCAUAGUUAGAAAUGUACUCGAAAAUGCUUCUGGUCUUAGUUGGGACCCAAUGGUCAUGUGGAGGGCUUUCAGAGGUGCAAGAAAGGUAAUGAAAGAAGAAGCACAGAAGUUUAAGGCCAUAGAUUGCUGGGAUUGGUGUGAGGUGGAAAUCAAUAUUUUUCGAUUCUUCAAGGGUUACAUAGAGGGACGUUGGUACAAAAAUGGUUGGCCUGAGAUGUUGAAGCUGAAGGAUUGGCCUCCAUCUAAUUCAUUUGGAGAGUGCUUGCCAAGACAUUGUGCUGAAUUUGUUGCAAUGCUUCCUUAUAAGGAUUAUACACAUCCAAAAUCUGGCCUUCUGAAUCUUGCAACUAAGCUUCCUGAAGUUCUGAAGCCAGAUUUGGGUCCUAAAACGUACAUCGCAUAUGGAUCUACAGAAGAGCUUGGUAGAGGUGAUUCAGUAACAAAACUGCACUGUGAUAUUUCUGAUGCGGUCAAUGUCCUGACUCAUAUGACCCAAGUGAAGAUUCCUCGAUGGCAACGUAGAAUUAUAAACAGAUUAAAGAAAAAGUAUGAAGCUGGAGAUUUGGGUGAGCAUUCUGUUGGGAAAAGAAGGGCAUUGGGUAGAGUCAGAAGGAAGCGAGGAAAAAGAGCUUAUAAAGUUAAACGAAGGGACUUCAAAUACUCUGGAAAAUCAAAUAAACAGAGAGAGGAAAAGAAAUUGGAUGAACAACCAACUAAAUCCAAGGAAUUGGGAAUUCCGAAGUCGUAUGAGAUUACCUGUGGUCUGCCAUGUUCUUCUUCCUUAGAAAGUUCGACCAUUAAUAAUGACCAACAAUAUAUUGGAGAAGUAGAUAGAGAUAUGGAGAGUUUUGGUAGUCACAUUACUACUGCCAUUAAGCAUCAUGCUAAAAUGGAACUUCGUAGUAACGAACAGAAAGAUAAGUAUGGAGUUAGUAAUAUAGGGUCAGUCAAGCUAGAUGCAAAUGAAAAGAUGGAAUCUAUUCUAGAGAAAGACAAUUCAGAUGUCGCAUCUGGUGGUGCUGUUUGGGAUACUUUUUGUAAGCAUGAUGUGUCCAAGCUCACUGAGGUACAGCUAGAGGAAGAGAAAUUGGAUGGACAACAAAUUAAAUCCAAGGAAUUGGAUGUUACAGAGUCAUACGGGAUUACUUGUGGUCUGCCAUGUACCUCCUUAAAAAGUUUGAGCAUUAAUAUGGCUGAGAAAUCCAUUGAAGGUCUAGAUGGAGGGAUGAAUAAUUUCGAUAAUCAUAUUGCUGCGCACACCAACCAUCCUGUUCGGAUGAAACUUCGCUGUCGCAGACGCAAAGAUGUAUAUGGAGUAAGUGAUUUAGGGCCAGUCAAGCUAGAUACGAAUGAAGGUAAGGAAUUUAUUCAGGGGAGGGAGAAUUCAGAUGUGGCAUAUGGUGGUGCUGUUUGGGAUAUUUUUCGUAGGCAGGAUGUACCCAAGCUGAUUGAGUUUUUAUUGAAGCACCAAAGCGAGUUCCAUCAUAAUAGUAAUCUUCCGGUGAAUGUUGUUUAUCAUCCUAUUCACGAUCAGACCCUUUAUCUAAACGAGAGACAUAAGAAGCAGCUGAAGGAGGAGUUUGAUGUUGAACCUUGGACAUUUGAACAACGCCUUGGGGAGGCUGUAUUCAUUCCUGCAGGAUGUCCUCAUCAAGUGAGAAAUAGACAGUCAUGCAUUAAAGUGGCCCUUGAUUUUGUAUCUCCUGACAAUGUCGAAGAAUGCAUCCGGUUGACAGAGGAAUUUCGUUUGCUUCCUAGAUACCAUAGAGCUAAGGAAGAUAAACUAGAGGUGAAGAAAAUGGCACUAUAUGCUGUAAGUUCUGCCGUCGCCGAAGCCAAAAAUCUGAUUAUGAAACAUGAGGUGCCACGUCCCACCAGCCUCGUGGAUCAGACACCACAGCCUCCACACAGGCCCUUACCUUUCCUUGAGGAGUCAGGUGGCAGGGUCUACAACAAGGAGGAUAAAUCUGUUUCUAACCUGACCAAUGAUGGCAGUGGAUUGACAAGAGGUUCCGGGACAAAGUUUACACAAGAGCAGAAAGAAAAGAUGCUCAUGUUUGCUGAGCAAAUUAGGGGGAAGGUCAAUAAUCACAAUGAAGCUGCCGUGGAUCAGUUUUGUGCUGAGAUUGGAGUUAAAAAGCCGAUUCUUAAGGUCUGGAUGAAUAACAACAGGCAUACUAUUUGGCGGAAAGGAUAUGAGAUGGCCGUGGGAGCAGCCAAUGCAACUGAAGAUUCUCGUUGCUCAUCCAAACAAGACGAGGAAGGCCGGUUUGUAAGCAACUACUGCAACUGAAUAUUCUCAGCGUUCAUCGAGAGGAGACGAGGAAAGCCAGAAAGCAGCCAUUGCUACUGAUUAUUCUCAGGUGUAAAUAGCCAAAUCCUGGUAGAAGUUAGUUGCUGUAAAUAUGUGUUAUUAGGUUCUGUUUGAUGACUAAUUAGAGAUUUUCCUUGCUGUUUGUUAGAUUAUGAAUUGGUUCCUUGGUAAUCUUCUUAGAUGAGGAAAUCUUGUUUAUUAAGGUCUAUAAAGCAGGAGUGCCUGGUAGCCACUAUUGACUAGUUGAUGAUAAAGGCUCUUAAUUUCAUACUGCCAUUUCUAUGAUCAUUAGUUGUUGUUGUUGAUAA
Messenger RNA from Carica papaya (papaya), 4307 nucleotides. RefSeq lists its product as uncharacterized. Gene Ontology annotation, cellular component: chromatin; histone deacetylase complex. Lineage: Eukaryota; Viridiplantae; Streptophyta; Magnoliopsida; Brassicales; Caricaceae. Gene Ontology annotation, molecular function: transcription coregulator activity; chromatin DNA binding; histone H3K9 demethylase activity. Gene Ontology annotation, biological process: regulation of transcription by RNA polymerase II. The record is from RefSeq and is a predicted model, not a curated record.